GAUCCGGAUGCCAGCCAGAGGAAGGUGUUUGAGGGUUCUGUUCGUGGUUUGGUCCGUGACGUUCUCACUGGAGGAAACUGUCUCGUGUUCACAUACGGAGUCACCAACGCUGGAAAAACCUUCACCUUCCUGGGUCCGGACCAUGACUCAGGUCUGUUGCCCCGGUCUCUGUCAGUGAUCUUUAACAGUAUCGAGGGUCGUCUGUACAGUCGGUCCGAUCUGAAGCCGCAGCGCUGCAGAGACUUCAGCAGACUGACUCCAGACCAGCAGGCAGCCGAGUCCAGCAGCAAGAGGAACCUGAUGAGGCUGUUGAAAGAGAGCGACAAGAGUCAGACGUCUGGAAGAUCAACUUUUCUUGACGGCUCGUCUGUCAGCACUGACAGCAGCGUGAACAGCAUCUCUGAGGCCGACAGUUUCUGUCUGGACGUGGAAUCAAACGUCCGGUUCUCUGUCUGGGUUUCAUUCUGUGAGAUUUACAACGACAACAUCCAUGACCUGCUGGAACAGGUUCCCAGUGGACACCACAGGAGGACGGUGCUUCGUCUUUCUCAGGACGUCAAAGGAAACUCCUUCAUCAAAGACCUGCGGUGGGUCCAGGUGAACAGCUCUGACGAGGCCUACAGAGUGAUGAAGAUCGGGAAGAAGAACCAGAGUUUCUCCUCCACCAGACUGAACCAUCUGUCCAGCAGGAGCCACAGCAUCUUCUCCAUCAGGAUCCUCCGAGUGGACGACGUCGGAGUUCCCAGAGUCCUCGGCAUCAGCGAGUUGUCUCUGUGCGACCUGGCCGGAUCCGAGCGCUGCUCACGAACCCGCAACACCGGGGAGCGACUGAAGGAGGCGGGAAACAUCAACAGCUCUCUGCUGACGCUCGGGAAGUGCAUCAACGCCAUGAGGCUCAACCAGCACACCAAGGUCCAGAACCACGUCCCCUUCAGGGAGUCCAAGCUCACACACUUCCUGCAGUUCUUCUUCUGUGGUGGCGGCCGGGUCUCCAUGGUGGUCAACAUCAACAAGAACUCGUCCUGCUUUGACGAGACGCUCAACGUCCUCAAGUUCUCCGCCCUCGCCCAGAAGUUGGUGGUGGUGAACUCGAGGCCGGUGGUCCCAGACGACGUCCCCCGCAAUUCGGCCAUGGAGCUGUCACUGAUCAUCGAGGAUGCCGACCGCCGCAGAAACGUGUCGGGGCGAGGCAGGAAGAGCUCCCUGGUCGCCUGGGAGACGACCCUGGAGGACGUGCUGGAGGAUGAGGACGGCGAGAGGAGGAGGAGGAGGAGGAUGAAGAGGAGGGAGGAGGAGGAGAGUGCGAUGGAAGGAACAGUGCUGGAGGCAGGAGGUGAGGAGGAGGAAGAAGAAGAGGAGGAGGAGGAAGGUGACCGGACCAUGGAGGUAGAAGAGAAGUCAGACAGAGAGGCGGCGCUGCGUUUGGUCCUGGAGGCUCAGAUCAGAGAGGAAGUCAGCACUGAGUUCAUGGAGCUCUACAACAAGAUGGAGAAAGACUACAGUGAGCGUCUGGAGAAGGAGAGGGAGAUCCUGGAGGAGCGAGCUGAGAAGAGAGUGGAGAUCCUGAAGAACCUCGUCAGUAAGACGGUCGACCUGUCUACUGUCAGCACCGAGCACAAGGAGGAGCAGGCCGAUCUGUUGGAGAUGUUCAGCUCAGUGACUGAAGAUCUGGAGAAGAUCAGAGAGGACGCUCAGAGUGUUCACCGCUGUCUGACCGAACACACACACACUAGUCUGAAGCAGCAGCAACACAAGUUAUCAGAGCUGAUGGAGAUCAAUCAGCAGAAAGACGACGUCAUCAAACUACUGCAGACAGCCGCGGACGCCACCGCGGACGUAAACACACUUACUUUAGACGUUAAUAGGGCUCUGGUGGAGCUUCAGCAGACCUGCAGCUGUCUGAGGAGGACCGGAGGAGAGGAGGAGAACAGGAAACGUCAGUGUGAAGCUCUGGAGGAGGAAGAGGAGAGAGGACCAGCGAAGAAGAGAGUUCUGGAGGAGGAGAUCUGGAGGUUGCAGGAGGAAAACGACAAGAAGGAGGAAACCAUCGCGGAGCUUAGAGAGAGCGAGGAGAGGAAGAGAGGCCUGGAGGAGGAGCUGAGGAGACGGGAGGAGGAGGUGGAGGCACUGAAGAAGGAGCAGGUUGUUCUGGAGCAGAAGGUGGAGGAGCUGAAAGAUCUGGACGAGUGUCCAAACUGUGCGUCUGUGUUCUGGUCUCUGGAGGCGGAGCAGAGAGAAACAUCCAGACUGGUGAAGGAGAACAAAGCUCUGGUUAACGGCAUCUUCCAGCUGCAGACGGAGGUGACCAGUCACCAGACCAAACUCAAGGAGCAGACUCACCGGUCUGACAGCCUAUCACAGCAGCUAGACACUGCAAAGACCCGCCUCCAGGACCUGGAGAGCCAAUCAGAGGAGAAGGCCAACAGCAUCAACAGUCUGACACAGGAAGUGGAGCGUCUGACACAGGACGUCAAGGAGGAGGAGGGGCAGAGCAGCAGCAACAGCGCCGUUUUCCACGCCGCCAUGGAGGAGCUGAAGAAGGAGAGCCAGGCAGCGCUGGAGAGAUCCUCUCAGAAAUCCCAACAGAUCCAAGAUCUGCAGAGAGAAAAAAAACUGCUGGAGGAAUCUCUGACACACAGUGAAAACAGGUGUGUUGAACUCACUGAGGAGUUAGCCAAUCAGAAAGCAGAAUUCACCCGUCGGCUCCAGAGCCUGAGGGAGGAGCUUGAGUCUGAGGGCGGAGCUCUGCGAGGGAGACUGGAGGAGAUGGAGAGAUCAGAGGAGGAAAGGAGGAGGAAUCAGGAGAAGGAGAAGGAAGAGCUGCAUCGAGUCGUGUCAGAAAAGGAGAAACUUGUAGAAGAAUGUCACAGUGAGACGGAGACUCUGAGAAAAGAGCUGGAGCGUCUGAGAGAAGACCUGCAGAGGAGGGAGGAGGAGGAGGAGGAGAAGGAGAACAGAGAGGUGGAGGUGCCGGUGGUGGAGGAGCUGAAGGAGGUGAUCCAGAGACUCCAGGAGAGGAGAGGGAGGCAGCAGCAGCAGGAGGAGGAGGAGGAGGGGAGGAGCAGGGAGUUUGAGGCUGUGAGAAAAGAGAUGGAGAGACUACAGAGUGUGAAGGAGGGAAACACACAGAGGUGUGGUGUUCGUGUCCCUCUUCCAGAGCAGGAAGUUCAAGUGUCUCCUCUAAGGUCCAACAUGGCCGACAGGAAGAAAACCCCAAAAACCACAGGGAGGAAGAGGAAGAGCUGCGAGGUGCAGGACCUGGUGUUCAGUGAGAACAAGAGAAACAAAGUGAGAGGAAACUGUCGAAACAAACAGUCUUCUGCGGUGAAGGAGAAGAGAGACGGGACUCUUCAGAAGAUUGGAGAGUUGAUCCAGAGCUCUCCCUCCAUCCUGGGCAGCAAAGCUAAAACCAUCAUCGGCCUGGUCAGUGGACAUUCAGUGGACAAGGAGACGGUUACCACGGCAACCAAACCAAAACGAGGACGGAGGAAGCUUUAUAAGACGGCCGCCUCGUCUCCACUGAUCGACUCCCCGAGCAUGAUGGCAGGAGGAGCAAAGGAGGAGAAGGAGAGUGAUCACCUGAUCAUUAAGAGACAGCUGCGCUCCAAGACAUGCAGGAAGUGACAUCAUCAUGUGACAACACUACGCUGGUCUGCAGGCGGUUUUAAAAUAGUGAAAUCUGUCUAACUGAAGAGUUUGGUUUUAAAUAUCUGUACAGUUCUUUUUAUUUUGUUUUACUGCCAAAGAGCAGAGAGAAGAGGACGACGA
Anoplopoma fimbria (sablefish) is the source of this 3768-nucleotide messenger RNA. RefSeq names its product kinesin-like protein KIF20B. Gene Ontology annotation, biological process: microtubule-based movement. The annotation marks the transcript as partial. Gene Ontology annotation, cellular component: nucleus; microtubule; kinesin complex. The record is from RefSeq and is a predicted model, not a curated record. The transcript has 27 exons. Lineage: Eukaryota; Metazoa; Chordata; Actinopteri; Perciformes; Anoplopomatidae. Gene Ontology annotation, molecular function: microtubule motor activity; ATP binding; ATP hydrolysis activity.